Rhipicephalus microplus (southern cattle tick) is the source of this 6139-nucleotide messenger RNA. RefSeq names its product DENN domain-containing protein 1A. The record is from RefSeq and is a predicted model, not a curated record. Gene Ontology annotation, cellular component: cytosol; intracellular membrane-bounded organelle. NCBI's taxonomy places the organism in Eukaryota, Metazoa, Arthropoda, Arachnida, Ixodida, Ixodidae. Gene Ontology annotation, biological process: endocytic recycling; endocytosis. Gene Ontology annotation, molecular function: guanyl-nucleotide exchange factor activity; phosphatidylinositol phosphate binding.
GCCGUCAGGCUAGAAUGGCCAAAUGCUCGGUCUACCGAUUAAGAGGUGAUCGGAAGCUCACAUUAAUCAGUUUCACUGACAUCCUUGCUAUUUCAAGUCUUGAAGUGCGUAAAAAAUGGGUUCUAGAAUACGGGAUUCGCCAUCGAAAAUAUUUGAAUGCUUCUGUGAAGUUGUUAUACCGAGGAAUGGCAAUGAAAGUGCAUGGAUUGUGCAGAAAUGUCCAGACUCUUAUAAUAAUGACGAGGUGUUAAAAUCUGUACCAGAGUUUGCUUAUCCAUGUGAAUUCACAAGUACUGCAGUGCAGCACUUCAGCUUUGUGUUGACGAGCAUUGACAGCAAGUGGACAUUUGGCUAUUGUCGUCACGCUCCCAACUCUCAAACCUGCUUUGUGCUUCUAAGCUACUUACCCUGGCAUGAAACAUUUUACAAGGUGCUCAACCAGAUUGCAGAACUAGCCAACAAGAAAGAUUCUAGUCUAAUGGGUCACUUCCUGGAAUCUCUUUAUCGUACGCCAGUUCCUGAACCAGGGUUUCAGCUAAAGGUUUAUUAUGACAUGGAAAAAAAUCCAUUUCAGUGCGCCUGCUCGGAUCACACGAAGUUGCCAAGCAUUCCGGAAAAUAGAAACCUAACAGAAUACUUCAAUGCAGUUGAUGCAACAAAUAUGAUUGUGUUGUUUGCAAGCAUGCUGCAUGAGCGGAGGAUCCUGAUCACCUCACGGCGCCUCAGCAGGCUAAGUGCCUGUGUCCAGGCUGCGAAUGCUCUUAUUUACCCAAUGGAAUGGCAGCACAUAUACAUCCCAGUUCUUCCUAACCAUCUUCUUGACUACCUCAGUGCUCCAAUGCCAUUCCUUAUUGGUGUUCCAGCAGUCACACUAGCAAGGGUGUCUAAAAGUGAGCUUGGUGAAGUGGUUAUCCUGGACGUUGACAACAACAAGGUGGAAACCCCCUUCAAGGAUGUGGAAACACUUCCAAGUGAAAUUGUGCUGCCACUGAAGCGCAGUCUACGUACACACCACCAGACACUUGGUGAUGGUGUUUCCCAGGCAUUCCUCCGUGCUCUGGUGGCCCUGAUGGGGGGCUACCGAGAAGCCGUACGCAUGGAAGUUGGUCAGCGAAUCACCUUUGACCCUGACCGCUUCCUGCAGUCACGCCCUGCCAGCCUUCGACCUUUUUUAGAACGCAUGCUGCAGCUUCAGAUUUUUCACCAGUUUAUUGAAGGCAGAUUGCAGAUUCUCAACUCCUGUGAGGUCCACAAUGACAUAUUUGAGCUCGAGGUGAACAUGUUUGAUGACAGCUCAAAUAAGCAGUUCAAACAGCAUUACAAGUACUGGUUGGCAAACAUGAAGAAAGAAGGUGGUGCAUUGCUGAAGUCUAUGAAGAGCAAGGCUAACCCGGCUGUCCGCAAUGCCUACAAGAAUGUUAAAGACAAAGGCAGAAAAGCAUACACAAAUAUACAAGGCAAAAUCGCUAACAUGCAGAAGGGGACCCAGGAUGACAUGGCAUUGUCUAGGAGAGAUAGCAGUCAGCCCUGGAGUGCUCCAGCCAGUCCAACAAUGGGCCGCGUGAGACCUGCUACAACAUUUCAACCUCUGAAUCAUAACACUGCAGGUUUGGUUUCUCCACUGAAAACGUCGUCCUUAGAGACAAGUGCUAGGACACCUGUCAAGAGUCCCACUGAGCCAAGCCUUGAUGUAGUAGCUGAGCUGUCAGAGGACACUGGUUCUAGCAGCUCAUUCCAGCACAUAGACAUGGACCUCCUGGGACCCCUACAAGAGAUUUUCAGCCGUUGCAGCACCACGAACCAACAGCUCCAGCCCAGCCAAAUGAACCAUUUGGCCUCACCACAGGCACCACCAGAAAAACAGACAUUCAGUGAUCCAUCACUGCAUAAGGUGCCCUUGGCCCCACCUCCAAGAAAAGCAUCAAGGAACACAAGCCGACCUUCGCCAUCCUCAGAUGCACCACUGAUUCAUCUGGACUCCCAAGAGAAUGAGGACGAACUUGAUAACCACCAAGCACCUGCAGAGGCUAAAGGAGUUCCUGUUUUUCCCCCGCUUCCAGCACAACUAGUGCAUACAACACAGCCAGCAGUACAAGCAAUGCAACCAGGAAUGCAGACAGUGCAGCCACUGGUAUCUUCAGUACAGCCAGCAGUUCCAACAGCAGUUCCAGUGAUACCACCAAGGGGGCAGACAGCUUCAACUCGGCUGCCUCUGGCAGCAAAUGCUACUACUGCAUUUGCCACUCAGUCAUUUGCCCCAUCACCUUAUUCAAAUCUCCAGAGACGGUUCCAAGCCGUACCUUACAUGGGAGUACCUCACCCAUCUUUUGCAACAAAUCCAUUUCUUCGGAUGCCUUGGACUCCACCGGUGACUCCACCAGUGACACCGCCAGUCACAUCACGUCCUCCCAUGGUUCCCAUUUCGCAGCCAGCACCAUCUCCGGUGUUUCCCAAACAGAAGGACCCUUGUGCCGACCUCAUUGAUCUUUGAUUGUGCUAAUAAUGAGGAGGCACCAUUGCCAUUCAAGUGCUUCAACUCUUAUUAUUUAUUUAGGUUUAAAUGACGUAGGCAUAAAAACUUGUGUAUAUAUAGUAUUGGCCGCCCAGAGAAGGACUGCAGGUGAGGUAGGCACCAGCAUAUGGAGGUUUUAAUUUUGGAGUGUCCUGCACCAAUGUAGCAUGAUAGGCUUGUAAAGUUGUUACUCAGAUUGGGCUCUCUACAGAUACUAGGCAGAUACUUUGUGGAGAGCUUAAAAAAAAGUUUCUUUACUUCCCUUGCUUUGUAUGUACAGCCUUCAUUUUAGUAUAAUCCUUAGAAAAUUUGCCAGGUUUUCAAAGCCUUUAGUGUUGUCGCUUAGUUAACAUCUGAAUUUGCGAUGGUAAUGCCUGUAAGACUUCUGUGAUAAUCUGAUGCAAUGUUCAUUGUAGAAUUCACAAACAUGCUUAGCACUAACGUGGGGCUUCACAUAUUCUUUUUAGAAAGCAGUACACACUACCUGGUAGGAGAAAAAAAAAAUGCUAAAGAGCGGUUAUUUACGAAAUGUGUAGACAGGAAAUUGCCCAAGAAAAAAAAAGAAUUACUAAAGUCUUUUGUCAUUGUAAAUAACCCAGUGUUUAUUUCAGAGCCAAUCUCUAAUACAAAGUAAAACUAAUACACUCACACGAAUGGAUUUAAAAAAAAGUAACAGGCACUGUAUAGAAAUCCGCAUACUAUAUUGUGCUAUGGUGUCAGAUAUCUAGCCUAGAAAGACUUAUUUCAGUACAGGCUCAUUGCAUAUAUUUUCUGGGCACUGUGUGUAUUUGAAAAAUAUUGGGCUUACAUACAUGUUAGUCACAAAGGGAAGAAAUGUUUUAGUGCAUAAUUUUCACUACGUGAAAUUUGCAGGUUUCUGUUGCUCAUUUAAUUAUAUUUGUUGGUAAUUCCUUCAAGACUACAAAGCUUUUUACUCGUGAGACAUAAAUGUGUGAUUGUUCAAUGCCCCUCAAAGUUUCCGAGCCUGAUAGCAUCAACCAGUUUAGUUGAAACAAGUGUAUUUUUGUAAAUUUCCUCAGUGCACCUGGGCCGUGCUCAACAAGUGUAGUGUGUUUCUUAAUGCUGGUAUGGUUCUUGAGAGAGAGAGAGAAAUAUAUAAAUAUGAAUAUUAAUUAUGAACUUGGCCCCAGACAGGUGGAAUGAACUUGGCCUUGGGCAGGUGGAAGCUGUGUGUGUGCUGUGAUGAUGUGCGCAGAGAUCUAUUGCAUAGCUGAGCAAUGCAAGAAGUGGCAAGGUAGAAAGUGAGCCAGAACUUUUUAAUCAUGUGUACCUGUUGCAUCUAGGCUUUCUACAAUAACGAACUGUAGCUUCAAUUACUACUCCAAGCAUGCAAUGAUUGGUGUUACCAAACUUGUCAAAGUAGAAGGCUCGCAAGCUGAGCAGAAGUGGGUAAGGGGAAAGGAGAACAUCGAGGGUAUCUACAGAUGCAACGUUUAGGAAGUAAAAUGCUUUAUAGUUUGGCCUCAGUAUACUGUAACCUAAUUUUCUUUGUAUACCCUGUGUCAUUGACAAAAACUAAGGGCUUGAGUUGCAGCUUGAGGAUCUUAUGAGAAAGAGCUUUAUUUGAAGGUGCUUACUAGUGUUGCAUGUAAUUUAGACCUAGUGCUAGGGUUCCCUUUUCUAUACUCUGUAUCAUACAUCAGUUGCAAUGCUGUGGAAGCUAUGCAAAACGUUCGGUCAGAAAUAUGUUACUAUGCGCGUUUCGCGCUAGGGUUUCAUCGUCGUAAACUCUCGUGCGAUACGAGCACGAACGUGUUUGCCCAGCGUCGCGAAGGGAUACAAAUAAAGCAUCAAGAAAUAAGAACAAAAGGAAGCCGUAUAAUGGGGCAUUUAUCUCCGACGCACAAAGCACGAAGAGGAAAAAAAUCAUGUUGCAGAUCCGAAAAUCAUCGUACUAUUUCUUAGUGCAAACGCAUUCAUUGCAAGAACUGUCGCUAGCCUUCACAGCAUCACACUUUACGUAUGAAACGGGGUAUAGCAUUGUAUUUGGCAUUCUUGCUUGAUCGGUUGAUGAAAUAAUCUCUAGGCUCGGUAUUUUGUUGUGAGAGACAUGCACUCAUGCUUUUUUUAUUCUCAGUGCCUGCAGCCUAACACAGGCAUUUGUGUUAUAUGCAUCUUGUUGGUGUUGUAGCAGUUGUAUUGCGUGUGCGCAACUGCAUUCUGGCUAGUUGGGCUCAGCAAUAAUGCAGAACACAGUGCCAUUGGGGCAGGCAGUGGAACUGCAGCCAUAAAAAUGGGACAUGCACCACCUUGAUGCACACGUCUGGUUGCCUUAGUCUAACAAUGUCAAAUUCAUGCUCCGCACAUCAAAUGGGCUAUUUGAUCUUUAUUGAAGCAACUUUGUCUUGCCUUUGAGCAGCCAGUGAGGGCUGUAUCGUACUUGUUGCAACCCUUACAAUUCAACAGUGUACUAUCAGCAGUAAAUGAAACCUAAACAGUGGCCAUAAUUCGAAAUAAUAUAGUGCAUGCCGUCCAGUUAUCAUCAUGAACGUACACAGUGUUGCUAAACUAGAGGCGUACACCUGUCAAUGGUGAUAACUAGAGGGCGCUCGCUAUACAAGUGUGAAUGCUUGCUGCUGUUUGGGUUUCAUUUGAUGCCAAUAGUAAACUGUGGCGUGACCUUGAAUCAUCAUUUUUUUUUUCAGCUGCAUCAGUGCAUAAUUAAUAUUCUACUGUCAUAUUAGAUUUCAUCUUAAUGUGCCAGGCUUGCAUAUGUGCCAGGGUGUUGCCGUUGGGUCUCAGUUAUUGCCGCAAGCUAGCAUGCUCAGCCGCCAACAGCAUCACAGCAUCAUGUCACUCACAGCAUCACAUGUGAUGUUGCAGCUGCAGAUAUUGCACCCACUUUCAGUGUGCAGGCUUUGUGUGCCAUCUUAGACCCAGUGGCCAACGCUCCAGUACUGUGUUAUGCAGUCCACACUCUUAAGCAUUUGGGUGAACUCUGGUAGCAACAGUAUAUGAUUAAAUACUUGUGAGAACUUUGUGAAGAUAAGAAUUUGUUAGAUUUCCGAGUCAAUACAACCACAUUUAAAGUUUUAAUGUGGAACUACUUGCUCAAGGCCACACCAGAUCCUUUCAAUUUGACCUUUCAAAGUGAGAUAGUACUAUACUGCGUGUUUCUGUAUUGAAUGUCUUGAAUUAUAAAAAAUAAGGGGUUCAAGAUAAUUCGUGCUGUCCAAUUUUCAUACUGGUGGGGGGCAUCGGAAUGUGCACAAUUAUCAACAUUAUAAUUAUUUACAAGAUUUUUCUGUUAUCUUUGAAACUACUGACUGUCAGGAGAAUCUUUGAAAUGAAUUGAAGUCUGUCAAUAGUCACAGUCAAGGUAGAACAGUUCGCUGGAAAGUCCAUACUUCUGAAAACUAUUGCUAAGCACGGACUGAAAUAUGUAAAAUCUGUUGGUGUUUCAGGAAAGUUUGCACUUCAAUUUGUCACAUUGUAGGAGCAUAUAAACUGAAAGAGAAAUGUCAGAUGUGAUGUUUCUAUACAGUUUCAGUUGGAAGAUUUUUUUCUAGCACACCUGUGCUUCGAGAUAUCGGGCUCCAAAGUUAAUCUUUUAAAUGAUUACACCGUCUGAACAGUCUAGUCACAAAUGUUCUUAGAAAGCACAAG